Messenger RNA from Doryrhamphus excisus (bluestripe pipefish), 2481 nucleotides. It is a transcript of the gene klhl43, whose product is annotated as kelch-like family member 43. Gene Ontology annotation, molecular function: protein binding. Gene Ontology annotation, cellular component: nucleus. The record is from RefSeq and is a predicted model, not a curated record. Lineage: Eukaryota; Metazoa; Chordata; Actinopteri; Syngnathiformes; Syngnathidae.
ACACACACACACACACACACACACACAGUGGUUGAGUGACAGUGGGCCAGAACCAUGAGGAACCUGUGAGGAACCGGUGAGAAGGUCAACAAAGCAGCUGAAGGAGAAGAGGCACGUAUAAGAGUGAGCCAGCGUCGAGGAGGGAAAGGUGCAGCGUGUUGCGUUCAAGUCCAUCCAGGAAGGAGGAAGAAGAAGAGCAAUUGGAUUGUGAAAAGGUCCUCAGGAUAAUCUCGUCAGCAAGUCAACACCACGGUCAGUAUGGCCCCCAAGAAGAAGACCCCCCGGCAGAGAAAGGUCACGUCUCAAGCCGCCAGCCAGGUCACCACGGAGAGCCCCCCCGUCCCCCUGAAGGUGGAGCACCGUGGCAACGGCGUGGUGGUGGUGGAGAGUGCGGCUAAGAAGAUCGAGCAGAUGGCUGCGCUGGACAUCGCGCAGCUAAACAGCCUCAACCUGCCCCUGCCGCCACCCGUCCUCAAGCCCGGCGAGAGAGGUCUGGGUCUGGGCAGCGAGCUGACACGGCCUCUGCACGGCAACGCUCUGCUGGAGGAGCUCAGCAAGAUGCGGCAGGAGAAGUUCUUGACUGAUCUGGAGCUGGGCUGCAAGACUAAGUCCUUUGACGUCCACAAGCUGGUCAUCUCCUCCAUCAGUCAAUAUUUCCGGGAGAUCCUGGCCAAAGAUCCUGACAUGAAGCGGCUGGAGCUCCCGUCCCUCUCACCUCUCGGUCUGGCCAACGUGAUCACCUUCGCCUACCUGGGCCGCGUGCACAUGUCGCUCUACACCAUCGGAUGCACCGUGUCGGCCGCCGCCACGCUGCAGAUCCCCCAACUCCUGAAGAUGUGCGUGGACUUCCUGCUGGCCGAGCUCAACGUGCAGACGUGCGUGUACGUCUGGAACAUCGCUGGCGCCUACGGCCUGCCGUCCGUGUGCGACGCCGCCCGCCGCUUCGUGUUAGACAACUUUGUGCAGUUCGCAGAGACGCCGCUGUUCACCCAGCUGACCCUGGAGCAGAUCUGCGCCUUCCUGCAGGACGACUCGUUGGUGCUGCCCUCGGAGGUCGCGGCCUUCCAGCUGGCCAUGAAGUGGCUGGACUUUGACGCCACCCGCCAGUCUCAUGCCGCCGCCCUCCUCUCCCACGUGCGCUUGGAGACCAUCCCGGCCUGUGAGUUGGUGAGCCAGAUCCAGCCUGUGCCACGCAUGAUGCUGGACCCGCAGUGCCACCGCCUUUUGGUGGACGCCAUGAACUACCACCUGCUGCCCCACCAGCAGAACACGCUGCAGUCCCGCCGCACGCAGGUCCGCGCCAGCUACCAGACCUUGCUCACUGUUGGCGGCCGGCCCUCGCUCACCGAACGCGCCCUCAGUCGCGAGGUGCUGUGGCGGGACCCCCGUGAGGGUGGAGCGGCCUGGCGCCACCUGACCCAGCUGCCAGCGAAGAGCUUCAAUCAGUGCGUGGCGGUGAUGGACGGCUUUCUGUAUGUGGCGGGCGGCGAGGACCAGAACGACGCUCGUAACCAGGCCAAGCACGCCGUCAGCACCCUCAGCAGGUACGACCCCCGCUUCAACACCUGGCUCCACCUGGCUAGCAUGCGUCAACGCCGCACACAUUUCUCACUGACAGCCAGCAGGGGGCGCCUGUUUGCCAUCGGGGGCCGAAAUGUAGAGGGCCUCCUGGCCACCACCGAAAGCUACCUGCCCUCCUCCAACAGCUGGCAGAUGCGUGCCCCUAUGGAGGUGCCGCGCUGCUGCCAUGCCAGCGCCACCCUCCCCUCUGGAGACCUCCUGGUGAGCGGCGGCUACAUCAACUGCGCCUACUCCCGCUCUGUGGCAUGUUACAGCGUGGAGAGCGACACCUGGGCGGAGAAGCCCUCCAUGGAGACGCCCCGCGGCUGGCACUGCUCUGCCACGCUGAGCGGGAAAGUGUAUGUGGUGGGGGGGAGCCAGCUGGGGCCCGGUGGGGAGAGGGUGGAUGUGCUUACCGUGGAGGUCUUCUCCCCGGAGGGUGAGGGCGCGUGGAGCCGGGCUGCCCCGCUAUCGCUGGGCGUGAGCACGGCGGGGCUGUCGCCGCUAGCCGACAAGCUGUACCUGUUGGGGGGGUGGAACGAGGCGGAGAAGCGCUACAAGUCCGCCGUCCAGACCUACAAUCCGACCACUGACAGCUGGUCCUGGGCGGAAGACCUGCCUGAGCCCACAGUAGGCGUGUCCUGUUGCACGCUGUCACUGCCGCCUCGCCACGCCCCACGCCGCCAGCAGCACCGCAACACACCGGGCCAUGAGGAGCACCAGCAGGCUGGGAAGAACCGGAGCAGAGAGAACAGUGUGGCCCCGGCCCAAAGCAUCACGGCUUAGAGGGGCCGGGACUGGAGAACAUCUGGAUCACGUCUGUCCACAAGAGUCACCAUUGAUGGUUUCCCAUUUUAAAUAACAAGUGAAUGGAGGCUCUAAUCCAAUCAAGUUACGGGUUCAAUUUCAAGUACGGGUGAA